UUUCAAGAUGAGCAAAGUGAAGACUACGAUCCUUGGCGCGCUCCUGAGCUCGUCGAUAAUUCACCGGCUUGGUCAGAACUCAGCAAUGUGCAAAGGAUACAAAGAGUUUUGUUUUGGAUUUUUCGUAUCGCUGUCGUUUUGGGGUCGCUUUACCUAUUCAUCUGUUCUCUGAGUUUGCUGUCAGACUCUUUCAGACUUUUGGGAGGAAAGGCUGCUGGAGAAGCAUUGGAUUCAGAAGGAAUUGUCUCAAAUCCGAUAGCAGGUUUGAUGCUUGGCAUUUUAGUUACGGUGCUGGUACAAAGCUCGUCAACCUCAACGUCUAUUGUCGUAACCAUGGUUGGUGCAGAAAUUCUUACAGUUAGCAACGCAAUUCCUAUCAUCAUGGGUGCAAACAUAGGAACUUCUGUUACUAAUACGAUUGUAUCACUGGCACAAUCUCCCAAUCGCGACGAGUUCCGCCGUGCAUUUGGUGGCGCAACGGUUCAUGACAUGUUCAACUGGUUAAGUGUCAUAGUUUUACUACCCAUAGAAAUUAUCACUCACUAUUUAUAUUGGUUGUCCCUUGCUCUAACUAGCGGUAUCAAAGGAGACAGUAACGCGAAGCAAGAUUUAUUAAAGGCUCUCACGAGUCCUUUUACUAAGCUUAUAAUUCAGCUUGAUAAAAACGUAAUUACCAACAUAGCCAUUGGUCAGAAGGAGUACCUCAACAAAAGCCUAAUCAAAUCUAGUUGUGGUUCUGUGGUACGAAUUGUUCCGAUGAAUGUUUCAUCCUUAGUUAAUGUUACCAAUGAAACGAGUGGGGAAACUACGCUAGAAAUGGUCUAUGAAUCUGUGAAUGUUAGCCAAGCUGCUAAGAAGCAUUGUAGAUUCCUCUUCGCAAAUACUGGCAUGAGUGAUCCCGUGAUAGGGAUUAUCCUAUUAAUAGCCUCCGUUGUGCUCCUGUGUGUUUGUCUAAUUCUCCUUGUAAAGUGCUUGCAAUCCAUGAUGAAGGGUCAUGUCGCAAAAAUUAUAAAGAAAACUAUCAAUGCAGAUUUCCCUGGUAGAUGGAGUGUUUUGACGGGCUAUGUGUUUAUGCUUGUGGGUGCUGGAGUAACAAUCAUCGUGCAGUCAUCUUCCGUUUUCACGUCAACAAUUACUCCUUUAGUCGGUAUCGGAGUGAUAGAAUUAGAUAGAAUGUAUCCGUUGACAUUGGGUUCGAAUAUCGGUACUACAACAACUGGUGUUCUUGCUGCUUUAGCAACAAAGACAGGAUUACAUAAUGCUAUGCAAAUCGCAAUAUGUCACCUGUUCUUUAAUAUUUCUGGAAUUCUGGUCUGGUAUCCGAUACCAUUUAUGCGCAGAAUACCGAUAAAAUUGGCAAAGUUUAUGGGUAACACUACUGCCAAGUACCGUUGGUUCGCUGUUGCAUACUUGGUCUUUAUGUUUUUUAUCAUCCCCGGAGCCAUUCUUGGACUAUCCUUAGCCGGAUGGUACGUUCUAUUGGCCGUUGGUGGUCCUUUCCUACUCUUGCUUAUCUUUAUAGGUAUAAUAAAUGUAUUACAAAAGCGAAAACCCAAUCUCCUACCCAAAGGCCUACAGUCUUGGGACUGGGCGCCAAUUUGGUUAAGAUCGCUCGAACCGUACGAUAGAAUAUUCUCUAGAAUAUGUUGCUAUUCGAAGCGUUCUAAACCAGAAGUUGUAGCAUGUGAAUUUUAA
This is a messenger RNA of Trichoplax adhaerens, 1695 nucleotides long. RefSeq lists its product as uncharacterized. Gene Ontology annotation, molecular function: sodium:phosphate symporter activity. NCBI's taxonomy places the organism in Eukaryota, Metazoa, Placozoa, Uniplacotomia, Trichoplacea, Trichoplacidae. Gene Ontology annotation, biological process: sodium-dependent phosphate transport. The record is from RefSeq and is a predicted model, not a curated record. The transcript is spliced from 3 exons. Gene Ontology annotation, cellular component: membrane. The annotation marks the transcript as partial.